Molecule: messenger RNA, 2396 nt
Organism: Mustela lutreola (European mink)
Lineage: Eukaryota; Metazoa; Chordata; Mammalia; Carnivora; Mustelidae
Gene: NOX3
Product: NADPH oxidase 3
Exons: 14
Coding region: 1-1701 (566 amino acids)
Biological process (GO): defense response; superoxide anion generation
Cellular component (GO): NADPH oxidase complex; plasma membrane
Molecular function (GO): superoxide-generating NAD(P)H oxidase activity
Source: RefSeq, a predicted model, not a curated record
AUGUCUUUGUUUCUAAAGAGAAGCAAAUUUGCUAGAUUGUUGCAGCUCUCAUGGCUGGGAGUGAAUUUAUAUCUGUUUAUUGACACAUUCUAUUGGUAUGAAGAGGAAGAAUCUUUCCUUUACACGCGUGUUAUUCUGGGUUCAACGUUGGCUUGGGCACGAGCAUCUGCAGUGUGUCUGAAUUUUAACUGCAUGCUGAUUCUGUUACCGAUCAGUCGAAACCUCAUCUCAUUCAUGAGAGGGACAAGUACUUGCUGCAGAGGCCCAUGGAGGAGGCAAUUAGAUAAAAAUCUCAAAUUCCACAAACUGGUCGCCUAUGGGAUAGCUGUUAAUGGAGCCAUCCACAUCGUCGCCCAUUUGUGCAACCUACAGCGUUACCACUGGAGCCAGUCAGCUCAAGCAGAGGGACUUCCGGCCGCUCUUUCCAAACUUGGCGACGCCCCAAAUGAGAGCUACCUGAACCCCAUCCGGACCUUCCACACAAACACCAUCACCGAAUCGCUAACCACCAUCGCGGGUGUUACUGGCCUGGUCCUCUCUCUGGCUUUGAUCUUGAUCAUGACCUCUUCCACCGAGUUCAUCCGACAGGUCUCCUACGAGUUGUUCUGGUACACACACCAUGUGUUCAUCAUCUUCUUUAUCAGUCUGGCAUUCCAUGGGGCCGGUCGGAUUGUUCGAGGCCAGACUCCUGAGAGUCAACUGCAGCACAACGUCACCUUCUGCAGAGAUCACUAUGCUCAGUGGCAGAAGGUGGCCCCAUGCCCCGUGCCUCAAUUUUCUGGCAAGGAGCCUUCGGCUUGGAAAUGGGUUUUAGGCCCUGUGGUCCUAUAUGCGUGUGAAAGAAUGAUGAGAUUGUGGCGGUUUCAACAAGAAGUUGUCAUUACCAAGGUGGUGAGCCACCCGUCUGGAGUUCUGGAACUUCACAUGAAAAAGCGUAACUUUAAAAUGGCGCCAGGACAGUACAUCCUGAUCCAGUGCCCAACCAUAUCCCGGCUGGAAUGGCACCCCUUCACCCUCACCUCCGCUCCUCAGGAGAACUUCUUCAGUGUCCACAUCCGGGUAGCAGGAGACUGGACAGAAGCUUUAUGUCAGGCCUUCGGGGCAGAGGGACAGGCCUCGAAGGAGCUCUGGAGCCUGCCAAGGCUGGCGGUGGACGGGCCGUUCGGAACCCCACUGACGGAUGUAUUCCACUACCCAGUGAGCGUGUGCAUCGCAGCGGGAAUAGGGGUCACUCCCUUCGCCUCUCUUCUGAAAUCUAUAUGGUACAAAUGUGAGUCACAAACCCAGAUGAAGCUGAGCAAGGUGUAUUUCUACUGGAUUUGCCGGGAUCCGAAGGCUUUUGAGUGGUUUGCUGAUCUCUUACUCUCGCUGGAAACAUUUAUGAGUGAGCAAGGGAAAGCUCAUUUUCUGAGUUAUCAUAUAUUUCUUACUGGCUGGGAUGAAAAUCAGGCUGUUCACAUUGCUUUACACUGGGAUGAAAGUACCGAUGUGAUCACGGGAUUAAAGCAGAAAACGUUCUACGGAAGACCUAACUGGAACAACGAGUUCCGACAGAUGGCCUAUUCUCACCCCGGCAGCAGCAUUGGUGUGUUCUUCUGUGGACCCAAAGCUCUCUCAAAGAUGCUUCAAAGGAUGUGCCGCUUAUAUUCCUCAGCUGACCCCAUGGGGGUCCAUUUUUACUACAACAAAGAAAGCUUCUAAACCUUGGAGAAAAAAUCCCAUGUGGUUUUCAACCAAAUUAUUGAAUCCAGAGAUCUCCACCAUGAAUUCUUGCAACCACCUGUUAAAAUGAGUUCCCAGUCGGGAAUAAGUUGAUGAUAACUAGCCAUUGAGAAUCGUACACAACAUCAUACUCUCUUAGCUUAUAACUAACAUGACAUAUGCAACAGAAUAAAAACAUUUCUUGAAGUUAAAAUAGAUUAUGUUUUACAAAUGCUUUUUAUCUUUGUAGACCAUAAUUAUGCCAUGAGAGAGGAUUAAAUUGUCUGACAUGAUUUGUUUUUACAAAGUCAGCAGCCACUUAAGCUCUUUCAGAGAUUUCUGAAUUAUAAAUUGAUCAUUUCUUUUACUUUAUCCUCGGAUAUUAAUUUUGACUCUAUGAUUUCUAGGGUCUAUUUUAAAAUACACACUAGGAAAAAAUGUGGGCAUAUUCCCUCAUGUCUCUAAAAUUAUUUCUACUUUUCUGAAUUGGAAUUUCUUCGUAUCUUUAAGUGUCGUUUGAUAGAUAUCACUCAAACUCUACUAAUUCUAAUAUAUACAGUCUUUCUGUGUAUUCAUUUCCCCACUUAAGUUUGAUUCAGCUUUUAUAAGAACUUUCUGCAAUGUAUAUAGCUAAUCUUUAACAGGAAAAUUAAAUGUAUUAACAAGUUUUCCUCAGUUGUAUUCAAUUAUUAGUU